AUGAUGCGUCCAUCUCUCUCUCAGAACUAUCCCCGCAGCGGCUUCCCAAUGGAGGUUUCAACUCCAAUAGGUCAGGGUCGAGUCAACCAGCUUGGAGGAGUUUUCAUCAACGGCCGGCCUCUACCGAACCACAUUCGACAUAAGAUAGUGGAGAUGGCCCAUCACGGGAUCCGGCCCUGCAUGAUAUCCCGCCAGCUCAGAGUCUCUCACGGCUGCGUCUCCAAAAUCCUGUGCCGCUAUCAGGAGACUGGAUCCAUCCGGCCUGGAGCCAUCGGCGGCACUAAAUCCAAGACUUCAUCUCUACAUGUGGAGAAGCGCGUUGAGGAAUAUAAACGGGAAAAUCCCGGAAUAUUCAGUUGGGAAAUUCGUGAUAAAUUGCUCAAAGAAGGAAUUUGUGACCGGAACAACGUGCCUUCAGUGAGUGCAAUAAGCCGCAUCAUGAGAGGCCGAUAUGGCGCAAGAGGUGACGAUGAGGAGGAGGAGGAUGAAGAGGACAUCGAGAAGCGCGAGCUGGAAGAACACGCCCGCAGGAGCGGACACAGCAUCGAGGGGAUUCUCGCAGACAGAUCGAGUCCAUCUGAUGAAGGUUCAGAAGUGGAAUCAGAGCCCGAUCUGCCGCUGAAACGGAAACAGCGUCGCAGUCGGACGACAUUCACGGCCGAACAGCUGGAGGAGCUGGAGAGAGCUUUCGAACGCACACAUUACCCUGAUAUCUACACCAGAGAAGAGCUCGCUCAGAGAGCCAAAAUCACAGAGGCACGAGUGCAGGUGUGGUUCAGCAACAGACGAGCUCGUUGGAGGAAGCAGGCGGGAGCCAAUCAGCUCAUGGCGUUCAAUCACCUGAUCCCCGGUGGUUUUUCACAUCCGGCGGUGUCCAGUCUCUCCCCGUAUCAGCUGUCAGAGAGCCCGUACCCACUUGGCCUUUCUCAAGAUUUGAGUGCUGUACACAGACCUCAGCCGCUCCCGCUGCCCGCAGGCCAUCAGAGUGCUGGAGGGGCGGGGCCGGAGGGCGGGGCUUCCUACUGUCUCUCCAGUCGCCAUGGCUACGCAGGAUAUUCAGAUACAUUUGGACCUCAUAACAGUCACACCAACUCUGCCAUCAACAAUGGACUGUCUUCUCAGGUUAUGGGACUCAUAAGCCCAGCUGGAGUUUCUCAUCAGACUCAGGCUGAGUUUUCUCUGUCUCUCAGCGGUGCUCUGGAUUCGGGUGGAUCGGUCAGCAGCAGCUGCUCUCAGCGCAUGGAACCCUUAUCCAGUCUACCUGCCCUGUCCAACCUGCCCAGCCCACAGUCCUACAGCUCGGCCUCCUUCUACAGCAUGGAGCACAGCGCCCCCUACCAGUACAGCCAGUACGGACAAAGUCAUGGUUGGAUGCUAAUCUCCUGUGGCAGGAUCAUGAUGAGAAGCAGCUGCGCUUGUCUAACUCACUAUCCACGCUCGUACAGUUCCGCUCGGAUGAAAUGGACUCCGCACAAAUAA
Messenger RNA from Sinocyclocheilus anshuiensis, 1479 nucleotides. RefSeq names its product paired box 3b (gene pax3b). The record is from RefSeq and is a predicted model, not a curated record. Lineage: Eukaryota; Metazoa; Chordata; Actinopteri; Cypriniformes; Cyprinidae. Gene Ontology annotation, biological process: regulation of transcription by RNA polymerase II; anatomical structure development. Gene Ontology annotation, molecular function: RNA polymerase II cis-regulatory region sequence-specific DNA binding; DNA-binding transcription factor activity, RNA polymerase II-specific. The coding region runs from base 1 to 1479 and encodes 492 amino acids. The transcript has 9 exons.